AUGGAAACUGUUUUUGGAGUUCAGAGCAAGAAGCAAUCUCAAAGUGAGACAAAACCAUCAGAAUUUCUCCGGACACAAGACUCUCAGUCUCAUAUAAACCCAGUUCCAGACAUCAUCAGUGAAAGCAAGAGUAAGGAUGUUUCAAUGGAGAGUUCUCUGACAUCUGAGCUCCAAUCAUCGCCCGGCAGUGAUGAAGAUGAACGUCAACAUGUGUGCAAUUCACCUUGUUGUUCUGAAAUUAGUGAACCUUAUCAGCCAAAUGCUGCAUCAACCUUGAAAAAGACAACUACGAAACCUGGGAGAUCAUUCUCGUUCUCAUGGUUUCAUGAAUAUCCUUGGCUUACUCUGUGUACAACAAGAAACAAAGUUUUCUGCUUUUAUUGCAGACUGGCUUACGGUAAGGACAGUGAUCUGCAGAAGCAUCCUACCUCCAGACAACCUGAAGCAACAUUCAUAUCAGAAGGUUUCAACAAUUGGAAAAAGUCUGGAGAUAAGUUCAAAAAGCAUGAUAAGAGUUCAUAUCACAGAGAUGCCCUUGCAAAACACAAGAAACAUGGUAAUGACAGUGUCACAAGUUUACUUCUGGCAAAAGUUACCAAGGAACAGCAGUGCAGACGAAACCUUCUGCUUGUGCAGCUGUCAUGUCUCUUAUUCUUAUCAAGGCAAGGAUUAGCGCUUCGAGGGCAUAUUGAAGAGGAAUCGAACUUGUUUCAGCUUCUGAAACUGAGAGGUUCUGACAUAGAGGGGUUGCCAACAUGGUUAUCUGAGAAAACAUAUAUGUCACCUGCAAUUGUGAAUGAGCAAUUGAUGCUCCUGGGCCGAGCUGUGCGACUGAAGAUUCUUGAGAGAAUCAAAGCUGCCAGGUUCUUUGCCGUUAUGGCGGAUGAAACAAGAGACAUAUCAAACAAAGAACAAGUUGUCAUAUGUAUCCGUUGGGUGGAUAAUGAUUUCAGUGUCCAUGAGGAUGCUAUUGGCCUAUAUGUGGUUCCUUCCACAACAUCAGCAACACUAACAGAAGUACUAAAAGACACACUUAUCCGUUGUGACUUACCACUAUCGAAUUGCCGAGGUCAAGGCUAUGAUGGUGCAAGUAAUUUUCAAGGCCAUGUCAAUGGAGUUGCUGUCCAACUGCAAAGAGAAGAACCACGAGCAGUUCAUGUCCAUUGCCUCGCCCACUGUAUCAACUUGGCUUUGCAGGAAGCCACUAGAGCAUGCAAACCUCUCAGGGAUGCUCUUGACAUCACAAUUGAAGUGAACAAGCUCAUUAAAUAUUCUCCAAACGAGAACACCUAUUCAAGAAUCUUCAAAAAGCUCCAUCCAUUGAGAAGCGUCUUGACAUGGAUGUGCCUCAAACUGAAAGAACUCGUGGCUUACGACCUCUGUGUCCAACACGUUGGACACGUAGAAACAACGGCAAAGGACGCACAAAAGGGAGCAGAGCAAGAACUGGCGUAUUAUGAUAAGCUGAGGAGUACAGAUACUUUUUCAGAGUUCUACAAGUCCGUUGUUGAUGAAGCUGAAGACAAAACUGAUCCUCCACGUCUACCACGCUACCGGAAGAGGCCCAAGAGAUUGGAUGAUGGAUCUAAUACUCACACGUUUCCUUCUGUGGAAGAUUAUUAUCGCCAACAAUAUUUUGAAGGUCUAGACAUCGUUUCAGAGCAACUAAAGCGGAGAUUCUCACAGAAAGGAUUUAACACUGCUGUGGAGAUAGAGCAACUGUUGCUGUCUGCUGCAAAUGGACGGAACUUUCAAAUAUCUUCUCACAUCAGAGAACUCUACAAAGAUGAUGUUGACUUUGUUCGAUUGAACACACAGCUUUCCAUGCUUCAUGACACAGUGAAAUCUGUCUCCACUGAAAGAGGAUGCUUAAUCAUUGAAGUCACAAAUAUUGAUACUGUUGUAUCAGUUAUCAACUCAUCGCCUGUAAUAAGGCACCUGUUCAAGGAGAUAAGCACCCUUUUGAAGAUCUACUUGACUAUUCCUGUCACCACAGCAACAUCAGAACGUACCUUCUCCACGCUUCGACGCCUGAAGUCAUACGUCAGAUCUACAAUGACACAGGAACGUCUGAACAACGUUCUGCUACUGCAUGUCCACAAAACCAUUGCUGAUGAACUAUCUCUAGUGGAUGUUGCCCGGGAGUUCAUUUCUUUCAAUGACAGAAGACGCAACUACUUUGGACUUUUCUCAUAA
Molecule: messenger RNA, 2196 nt
Organism: Haliotis rubra (blacklip abalone)
Lineage: Eukaryota; Metazoa; Mollusca; Gastropoda; Lepetellida; Haliotidae
Product: zinc finger MYM-type protein 1-like
Exons: 3
Coding region: 1-2196 (731 amino acids)
Molecular function (GO): protein dimerization activity
Source: RefSeq, a predicted model, not a curated record